Messenger RNA from Polyodon spathula (Mississippi paddlefish), 1262 nucleotides. RefSeq names its product translational activator of cytochrome c oxidase 1-like. The record is from RefSeq and is a predicted model, not a curated record. The transcript has 6 exons. The coding region runs from base 123 to 1028 and encodes 301 amino acids. Gene Ontology annotation, cellular component: mitochondrion. Lineage: Eukaryota; Metazoa; Chordata; Actinopteri; Acipenseriformes; Polyodontidae.
UUCUGCAGGCGUUUCCCAGGCGGACGUUUUUUUUUACUGAACACUAACCGGAAGCUGCAAAUGGCAUGGAAAACGCGUUUGAGGGUUUGUUGUUGGUGAAAGCACAGUAACACACUGCACAGAUGGCUGGCACUGCCCUGGCUGUCCGAGGGCUGGGGCUCCGAUGCAGGCAGCAGCUCCUGCCCUGUUUGCUGCUGGGGAGUCACCUCUCUGCCUCACUCACACCCUCUCUCCUGGCUGGGACCCGUCUGUACUGGCCGGGCUGGACCCAGCCUCGCUGCUCCCUGCACUGCAGCCCCCUCACUCUGGCUGGACACAACAAGUGGUCCAAAGUGAAGCACAUCAAAGGACCCAAGGACUCGGCCAGGAGCCGCGUGUUCGUGAAGCUCGCCAUGAUGCUGAGACAUGCUGUGCGAGAAGGAGGCGCGAACCCAGACUUGAACACCCAGCUGGGAAACAUCAUUGAGCAGUGCCGAGGUGUGAACAUGCCCAAAGCAUCCAUCGAGGCUGCGAUGAAGGGAGCGGACAAGUCCAAGGCCUCCUCGUACGCUCUGUAUGAGGCGAGGGGUCCUGGGGGCUCUUCACUGCUCAUCGAGAUCCUAACCGACAACAACACGCGAUCCCACCAGGAGAUCAAACACAUCCUCAACAAGAACGGGGGGGCGCUGAGUGACGGGGCGCGGCACAGAUUCCAGCGGAAGGGGGUGGUGGUGUCAGCAGGAGAGGUACCACUGGACCGGGCCCUGGAGCUUGCCAUCGAGGCCGGAGCCGAGGAUGUGAGAGAGAUAGAGGAUGAGGAGGAGAGACCCCUGCUGCAGUUUCUCUGCGAUGUGUCGUCUCUGCGCUCGGUCCGAGAGGCGCUCCAGGCCCUGGGCGUGCAGACACUCUCCGCGGGGCCCGAGUUUGUGGCCUGCACCUCGGUGCAGCUGUCCGACUCGGAGCUGGAAGCUGCCUCGAAACUCUUGGAGCUGCUCAACGACUGUCUUGACGUGAUCCGAGUCUACGACAACAUCCAGCCCCUUAGCUGACGCCAGGGCUGGGGCUCCCUUGGACCCUUGCACAACGUCGAGACGGAGACAGGGGAAGACAAGCAUCCGCAGGAACAAUGCGUGCAUUCUGAAAGUGGUUUUAGCUGCAGGGGCCAAAACUCCCUUGCCCAGCAUGUGAAAACUGCUUCCCAUGUUGCCGUACACUCAAGGUUAUCAAUAUAAUUUCCAGCCUGUUGUAUCUCGAGAAGCAAAAUAAAAAUGAAAGGAGUGAAA